Engraulis encrasicolus (European anchovy) is the source of this 4365-nucleotide messenger RNA. Its product is annotated as voltage-dependent calcium channel gamma-1 subunit-like. Gene Ontology annotation, biological process: regulation of calcium ion transmembrane transport via high voltage-gated calcium channel; calcium ion transmembrane transport. The coding region runs from base 301 to 999 and encodes 232 amino acids. Gene Ontology annotation, cellular component: L-type voltage-gated calcium channel complex; membrane. The transcript has 4 exons. Lineage: Eukaryota; Metazoa; Chordata; Actinopteri; Clupeiformes; Engraulidae. The record is from RefSeq and is a predicted model, not a curated record. Gene Ontology annotation, molecular function: calcium channel regulator activity; voltage-gated calcium channel activity.
GAGAGGGAGAGGGAGAGAAUCAGGGUCACAGUUGACCUCCUUUCUCAGCAGAGGAACACAGUUCAGUUUCUUCCUGGGUAGAGUGGCCAAGCCAAAGGUGGAGUGGAGUGGUGAGGAGUGCGUGGACUGGACUUCCCUUGUCAACAACUCCGGAGAGAGAAAGAGAGAGAGAAUUGGACCCAUUGGAAAGGAAGACACCUGGUCAACGGGGGAGAACUAUUAGAGAGACCUUAUUGUUGUACCUCAGCACCCUUGCCCUGACACUACUACAAUUGACUUGGUUUCUGUACUAACGGCACCAUGUGUAUCGCGCUGGAGAAAAGGACGAAGCUGCGGCUCACCAUCUUCCUGUUGACCGUGGGCAUGCUCUGUAUGUUCACCGCCGUCGUGUCGGACCACUGGGCCGUCCUCAGCCACGAGGUGGAGCCGGUAUCGCUCAACGCCACCUGUGAAAUGGCGCAUUUUGGCUUGUGGAGGUUGUGCAAGAAGAACAUCUAUGUCACAGACGCGGAGAUGGUCGGGGAGGGGUGUGGCCCCCUCAGUCUACCUGGAGAGCACAACUGCACAUACUUCAGACACUUCACACCGGGAGAGGAAUCCGAAAUCCUUGACGUAAAGACCCAGAGAGAGUACAGUAUCUCGGCGGCUGCCAUCGCCAUCUUCAGUGUGGCCUUCAUGAUCCUGGCCACGCUGUGCCUCCUGGCGGGACUGGGCAAGGGGAAGGAGUACAUGUACAAGCCGGCUGGGAUGCUCUACGGAUUCGCCGGCCUGUGCGCCAUCGUGUCGGUGGAGGUGAUGCGUCAGUCGGUGAAGCGCAUGAUCGACAGCGAGGAGACUAUCUGGAUGCACUCCUACUACUCCUGGUCCUUCGUGUGCGCGGUCAUCGGCUGCAUCCUGCUCUUCGUGCCCGGCCUGGCCCUGCUGAUCCUGGCCAUGCCCAGGAUGCCCAGCAACCCCUGGGAGACGUGUAUGGACGCCGAGCCCGAACAGAUGGAGUGAUGACCGUGUGACCUCCUUGACCUUCACGAGGAGAGAGAGAGAGAGAGAGAGGAUCGAUUCACCUGGAGGGAGGGAGGGGGAAAGGGACAGAGCAAACCAAAUCACACACACUAUGGGUGUGGUGGUUGGUCGCAGCUUUUUCAAAAAAUAUAUUUUACUCACUCUGAACUUUUUUUAAGUGAGUUAUUCUAUGGAGUCGUCCCAAGAUGGGCCGUGGACAGGCCAGGACAAGCAGCAUAAUGUGCCCCCUGCUUGAGAGCACUGCCCUCACCUACUCCCCUGUCCUCUUCUCCCCUGCACUGCCCUUACCUACUCCCCUGUCCUCUUCUCCCCUGCACUGCCCUUACCUACUCCCCUGUCCUCUUCUCCCCUGCACUGCCCUUACCUACUCCCCUGCACUGCCCUUACCUACUCCCCUCUUUUUUUUAAGUGAGUUAUUCUAUGGAGUCGUCCCAAGAUGGGCCGUGGACAGUGGUUGAGUCUUUGUGCUUCAUGCUCCUGUUAAUAAUAAUAAUCAGAUGUCAAAACAGCUGUAGUUCACAGAGGUAACAAUUCAGUCUACUACAAUGUGUGGUUGGGGAACUGUAUCCAAAGCCAAAGAAAAACAAUUCCACCCACAUAUUUAUAUAUUGCAAAUACUAUAGUUGCUUAUAUGUAGUUAUGAAACAAGUCCGACAGGCGGUCAAAGAUGCGUCCACUUAUUGUUGCUUAUUGAUGUAAAUUAAUGAAUACAAUAGGCUACAAUGUAACACAAAAAAUUGCGCCGAAGAUCGUGUUUUUUCCGAUUUAAAGAAUGAGUUUCAGAGGGACAGACGGACGGACGGACAUACCCUCUUAUAGAGAUGCUAGGACGCAUCUAAAAACUAUAGUAUUGGAAUAAAUGUAAAAAGAGUAUCAUCUCCCAGCAAAACAUACAAUGAUGUGAAUCAUAAAGCCGACAAAGUGCUCACACAUGGUGAUUCACAUCACGUACCACCACUGUCUUAACUCCAGAAACAAGUUUGUGUAAUUUAAAAUAAUUGCAUAAUCGCAUUGAUCAUAUCAUCUAUUUCAUAAGAGUCCCACUCCCAGGGCAAAUUAGCAAGGCAGAAAUGAUGAUGGUCAAAAGGCAAGAGAGUGGCGUAGUCAGACUGUGGAGUGAAGUGGGCAUGUGGGGCCGUGCUCUCCUGAGCGCUCUCUGUUCUGUGCUGCCUUGAGGAAGCCCGUGGCCCCGUUCGUGGUUGGUGACAGGCAGCUCGCGUAGCAUGCUAAUGUAGCUCCCUGUCUGAGGGGCUCAAUGCCCCACACAGUCCCUGGAGAGGCAUCAACACGACCAGGUGCAAAACAUAACACUGCCAUCAUACAAGACCCCCCUCUCGAGGUCAUAGGCAAAACAGACUCACUUUUAUUCAUUUAAGAUUUGUCCCUUACACGUUCUGCUUAAAGUUUUUUUUAAAAAAAAUCAAAAUAUGUAUAUUCUGCUUCUUUGUUGUUUGGUGUUUUGUAACAAACAUGGUUUUAGUGAUUUAGACUGAACGUUUGCUUUUAAUUUAAUCAGAGUCCUUUAAGUGUUGGUGUGUGAGUGGUAUCAGUGUGGGUCAGAUUUUUUUCUAUUAAAAUAAGCUAUCAGUGUUCUUUUCUCCACCUGGGUCUGGUCCCAGAACCCUUUUGUGCUUGAUGAAACAUUGGGUGCGUUUACGUGCAGUUCAGUAUCCCGAAUAACAUCAGGAUAUUAAGUAUCCCGAAUUUGCGUUUGAGCAUAUAAACACCUUUUCCCGACUUCAUUAACCCGAACAAGCUCUUAUUCGGGAUACUGAGAAAUCAGGAUAUGCUAAGUGGAUUAUUUCGACAGAAGUCGGGAUACUGACGCAUGCAAACACCUUAUCCCAAAUACAGGGGCUUCCCAUAGAACGCUUUUGCUGGUAUCCAGGCUACACGCAUUAGAAGAGAAUUCUAUAAAGAAUGCAGACUGGGAUAUAACGCUCUGUGCUCAUAUAAACACCUUAUCCCGAAUAUGAUCAUAACCAGGAUAUGCCUCAUAUUCGGGAUAGUGAACUGCAUAUAAACGCACUCAUUUCUUGCUGGUCCAUGACGCAAAGUGUCAACUCUUGCUGAGGUGAGCAAUAGGAACAGGAAUGCCCAUUAGGAAGACGCCUCCAUUUGUAACCGUACAGUAUAACCGCACAAAGAUCAAGCGCGACAUGAGCGAGGCGAGCGACGGAAGUCAUAAGACUUUGUAUUGAGUCGCACGACAAAAACCGAUUCUAGAGACUAGAGGCGAUUCGUGCGACGAGAGCGACAGUUUGAAGUUGAAAUCCUUUCAACUUUCUAUGACGCGGUUCGGCGACUAGCUGUGACAGCCAAUGACUGUAUAGAGGUCAGUGACCACAGCCAAUGGGAAUGCUUGAAUGCUUUGCCUUCUGCCUGUACGGACAUACUCUAGUCUCUUCAAUCGCUCGUAUCGCUUGCUGCUGCACUCUGUCGCUUGAAUCGCAUCGUGCCUGGUCUAUUCAUGCAGUAAGUGGCGUUUGAAAUGUUUCAAGAGCAUUUGCAUAUUGCACUAACGAUAUCGUCAUAGGCCACCAACAACCUAAAAACAUAUUGCAAGGUGGUUAGUGUUAGAGGAAGUACAGGUAAAUGUCUUGUGCCUGAAGACCUUCCUACAGUAUAUGUCUUUUUCUAAAAUCCAGAUUGACAGCUGAACAGGAGACAGCGGCAUGAUUCUAUACAACCAACAUACCAAUUACAACCACACACACACACACACACACACACACACACACACACACACACACACACACACACACACACACACAGAGACACACAGAGAGAGAGAGAGACACACACACACACACACACACACACACACACACACAGGCACAGGCACACACGCACACAAAGAAAUUCAGAACCCUUCAAUAAUGUUAAUUUAACAAGGCAGCUGUUUUGAGCACAUGCUGUGUGUUGUUGUUGAAGAUGGCCUCCAGAGAGAGAGUAUCACACUGAAGUGGAUUAGUUUGUUGCUGACCCUACCAGCCAAGGCAUGCUAUGGGUGCGUUCCAAUAUGCGACCUUGCGUCCUCCACUUGUGCUUGUGGCCUUGUACCAGGAAGUAAUAUGUCAUGGUGACAUCACUGACAACAGCAUUAUACUUCAAUACCUCGCAAAAGCUGUAAAGUCGUUUUCUCAUUUGCAAACUGGAUGGUGAAUGAAGAAUAGUCCCUCAAAAAUUGUUUUGGCUUGGGCUGACAGCGGGGAAACUUGAUUGUUUUCUCCACGGAGGCGCGGCAUCAGCGAAACGUGAGGCCACAAGCACAAGUGGAGGACACAAGGUCGCAUAUUGGAACGCACCCUAUGACAGACAGGCUAGGUGACACUGUAGCCAGAG